AUGCCAGCUCGUUAUGUUCUAGUCCCAUCUGCCAUCGUUGGCGGAAGCAAAUUAGAAACAGAUGCAAAGGGAAAAGUCAAAGUUGCGAAUGAAACCGCAGAUAAACUCACCGAGGAGUCACUCCUUUACUUGCCAACUUGGAACAAACAGGAAAAGUACGAACCUUACAAGUUUUUGACACACGAAGACAAUGCGUUGAAAGCUGACAAGAACUUGCCAAAUUUGUUCAAGGGCAAUGACUACGAAACAACUAAUCUUUCACCCAAAUUGGGAACCGAAAUCAAAGGUAUCCAAUUGUCUCAAUUGGAUGAUGCGGGCAAGGACGAAGUUGCAUUACUUGCUUCCCAGAGAGGCGUGUUGGUUUUCAGAGACCAGGACUUGAUUGCCAAGGGCCCUCAGAACUUGGUUGACUAUGUCAAACAUUAUGGCACACCCCAUAUCCACCCGACUUCGGGCGCGCCAAAAGAGCAGCCAGAUAUCCACGUUGUUUUAACUGGUGACACUAAGGAAGACCCCUUUGCCACCAAGAAUAAUCUCGUGCAAUGGCACUCCGACGUCAGUUACGAAUUAAACCCCACGGCCAUUUCCUUGUUAUCUGUGACCAACAUCCCCAAGGAAGGGGGCGGCGACACCACUUUUGUCAAUGCCGUUGAGGCCUAUGAGCGCUUAUCCCCCUUGUUCAAGGAGUUGAUAUCUGACUUGAAAGCCGUCCACAGUGGUGUUGACCAGGCAAACUUGUCGAUUGUGAAAGGCGGUGUUGUCAAGAGACAUCCAGUUGAAAACAUCCACCCCGUGGUUAGAACCACGCCUACGGGACAAAAAGUCUUGUAUGUCAACAGUGGAUUCACUAGGAAGAUAGUUGGGUUAAAGGACGAAGAAUCGACUUUUUUGCUCAAUUUCUUGUUCAACCAUAUCCGAAAUGGCCACGACUUCCAAAUCAGAGUCAAUUGGCAACCAAACACGGUGGUGGUUUUCGACAACAGAAUUGUUGGCCACGCUGCUAUUCUUGACUUUGACACGACUGACCGUAGAUUGAUCAUUCGCUCUGCUGCUAGAGGAGAGCGUCCAGUCCACGAUUUGAAAGACUUGAACAAGCCUGAUGAAAAUCAUGUUUAUGAAGGUCCAGAGUACAUCGGCAACCACAAAGACAUAUAA
Lodderomyces beijingensis is the source of this 1155-nucleotide messenger RNA. NCBI's taxonomy places the organism in Eukaryota, Fungi, Ascomycota, Pichiomycetes, Serinales, Debaryomycetaceae. The record is from the annotation of a GenBank genome assembly.